Molecule: messenger RNA, 3603 nt
Organism: Hippocampus comes (tiger tail seahorse)
Lineage: Eukaryota; Metazoa; Chordata; Actinopteri; Syngnathiformes; Syngnathidae
Exons: 15
Coding region: 54-3575 (1173 amino acids)
Biological process (GO): cell surface receptor signaling pathway
Cellular component (GO): plasma membrane
Source: RefSeq, a predicted model, not a curated record
UCCGACUGCAUCUUCAAGAACCGGACUGGCAAAGUGCAGCUCUCACAAUCCCAAUGAAUAUGAUCGCGACGGUGCUCAUCGUCAUCCUGUUGCAGACCACGGCAGUGGCAUCAGACGCUGUAACGGUGCACCAAACGCCGCCGUACCUCAUGAAGAAAGUCGAGGACGACACCAAUGAACUGAGCUGCUCGCACAGCAUCACGGAUUACGACGUUAUCCUUUGGUACAAACAAGAUCGAGGUGGUGCUAUGGAGCUUUUGGGCUACCUCAAUCAAAAGUUCCCUGUGGUCGAGGACCACUGGAAUGGGAAGUUUGCAUUUAGCGGAGAUGCCCGCCAACAGUCCAACCUGAUCAUCAACGACUUGCGCAUCAAUGACAGCGCGGUGUACUUCUGCGCGGCAAGCACGGUGCUGCAUCUUGGCCCUCCAGCCGUCACAAAACAGGCAACCCUCGCUUAUCUGGGUUUUAAUAUCAAAACCGACACCUGCGGCAUCGGGCUCCGCCGCAGGCAUUGUCAAGUCUCACGUUGGUUUCACAAAGGCAAAACGGUAUCUCAACGUAGGAUACAAAAGCACAACCAAGGCAAUCGAAACAAACUGACAGGUGACGGGAAACGGAAUCAUCUUCAUCGGCCAAAAAUCCGACAGCAUCUUCAAGAACCGGACCGGCAAAGUGGAGCUCUCACAAUCCCAACGAUUAUGAUCGUGAUGGUGCUCGUCCUCAUCCUGCUGCAGACCACGGCAGCAGCAUCGGAUGCUCUAAAGGUGCACCAAACGCCGCCGUACCUCAUGAAGCAAGUCGAGGACGACACCAAUGAACUGAGCUGCUCGCACAGCAUCACGGGUUACGACAUUAUCCUUUGGUACAAACAAGAUCGAGGUGGCGCGAUGGAGCUUUUGGGCUACCUCAAUGAAAAGUUCCCUGUGGUCGAGGACCACUGGAAAGGGAAGUUUUCCUUUAGCGGAGACAGCAACCAACAGUCCAACCUGAUCAUCACCGACUUGCGCAUCAAUGACAGCGCGGUGUACUUCUGCGCGGCAAGCACGGUGCUGCAUCUUGGCCCUCCAGCCGUCACAAAACAGGCAACCCUCGCUUAUCUGGGUUUUAAUAUCAAAACCGACACCUGCGGCAUCGGGCUCCGCCGCAGGCAUUGUCAAGUCUCACGUUGGUUUCACAAAGGCAAAACGGUAUCUCAACGUAGGAUACAAAAGCACAACCAAGGCAAUCGAAACAAACUGACAGGUGACGGGAAACGGAAUCAUCUUCAUCGGCCAAAAAUCCGACUGCAUCUUGAAGAACCGUACCGGCAAAGUGGAGCGCUCACAAUCCCAACGAACAUGAUCGCGACGGUGCUCAUCCUCAUCCUGCUACAGACCACGGCAGCGGCAUCGGACGCUCUAAAGGUGCACCAAACGCCGCUGUACCUCAUGAAGAAAGUCAGGGAAGACACCAAUGAACUGAGCUGCUCGCAUAGCAUCACGGAUUACAACAUGAUCCUUUGGUACAAACAAGAUCGAGGUGGUGCUAUGGAGCUUUUGGGCUACCUUAAUCAAAAGUUCCCUGCGGUUGAGGAACACUUGAAAGGGAAGUUUUCCUUUAGCGGAGAUGCCCGCCAACGGUCCAACCUGAUCAUCAACGACUUGCGCAUCAAUGACAGCGCGGUGUACUUCUGCGCGGCAAGCACGGUGCUGCAUCUUGGCCCUCCAGCCGUCACAAAACAGGCAACCCUCGCUUAUCUGGGUUUUAAUAUCAAAACCGACACCUGGGGCAUCGGGCUCCGCCGCAGGCAUUGUCAAGACUCACGUUGGUUUCACAAAGGCAAAACGGCAUCCAAACGUAGGAUACAAAAGCACAACCAAGGCAAUCGAAACAAACUGACAGGUGACGGGAAACGGAAUCAUCUUCAUCGGCCAAAAAUCCGACUGCAUCUUGAAGAACCGUACCGGCAAAGUGGAGCGCUCACAAUCCCAACGAACAUGAUCGCGACGGUGCUCAUCCUCAUCCUGCUACAGACCACGGCAGCGGCAUCGGACGCUCUAAAGGUGCACCAAACGCCGCUGUACCUCAUGAAGAAAGUCAGGGAAGACACCAAUGAACUGAGCUGCUCGCAUAGCAUCACGGAUUACAACAUGAUCCUUUGGUACAAACAAGAUCGAGGUGGCGCUAUGGAGCUUUUGGGCUACCUCAAUCAAAAGUUCCCUGCGGUUGAGGACCACUGGAAAGGGAAGUUUUCCUUUAGCGGAGAUGCCCGCCAACAGUCCAACCUGAUCAUCAACGACUUGCGCAUCAAUGACAGCGCGGUGUACUUCUGCGCGGCAAGCACGGUGCUGCAUCUUGGCCCUCCAGCCGUCACAAAACAGGCAACCCUCGCUUAUCUGGGUUUUAAUAUCAAAACCGACACCUGCGGCAUCGGGCUCCGCCGCAGGCAUUGUCAAGUCUCACGUUGGUUUCACAAAGGCAAAACAGCAUCCAAACGUAGGAUACAAAAGCACAACCAAGGCAAUCGAAAAAAACUGACAGGUGACGGGAAACGGAAUCAUCUUCAUCAGCCAAGUAUGUUGUUGAACCGCAAAGUAUUUGUUUCCAGUAUAUUUCGAUUGACGGGCGUACGCUUUGAUCUGCCGGGGCCCAAAAUAGUCCACGUGGCAUCCCGGGUGGACUUCAAGUGCAGCCAUGACGACCAAAGUCAGGACAUCAUGCUGUGGUACCGCCAAAGCAAAGGUCGCCGGCCCAUCGAGCUGGUAGGGGGCAGCCAGUGGGCCGCAGCGGACUUCAAGUGCAGCCAUGACGACCAAAGUCAGGACAUCAUGCUGUGGUACCGCCAAAGCAAAGGUCGCCGGCCCAUCGAGCUGGUAGGGGGCAGCCAGUGUGCAAUUAUUGCGAUUGUCCGCGUUCAGGAGCUAAAUCUGGGAAUAAGAGCGUGUCACAAAAAGUCCAGUCGUGGAAAAUUAAUGAAUGGGCAUCAUUCAAAGUCCACGUUUAGCCUUGAGAGGAGUUUUAGUAGCAGGGUAAUAUCAACGUGCCGAAGCACCGUAGCUCUCUUCGGACCAGGAACGAAAUUGACCGUCUUAGAACCGGAUCGCGACAUCACACUGCCCACGGUCACCUUGCUCCCGCCUUCGCCGAAGGAGUGUCGCAGCAAGGACAACGAGGGGCUUCAGAAGACGCUCGUGUGCGUCGCCAAGGGCUUCUUCCCGGACCACGUGGAGAUGUCCUGGCAAGUCGACGGGGAAACCGUCAAAACGGGCGUGGCCACGGACUCCCCCGCCCUGCCAGACGGCGCCUUCUACAAGAUGACCAGUAGGUUGCAGGUGGCGGCAGACGUGUGGUUUACACCUGGCAGAACCUUUACCUGCGUAGUCAGCUUAUUUGACGGAACAGACGUCACCCGGCGUUCGAAAACACUGUACGGCAUUGAAGGUGAAAAGAGGUCGAGAGCGGGAUAUUUGAAGCUGGCGCAGAGUGCCAAGCUGUCGUACGCCGUCCUCUUGGUCAAGGGCAGCGUCUACGCAGCUUUCGUCGGCUUCUUGCUGUGGAGACGUCAGAGUCGAUCUGCAAAACGGAACCAUUCAUAGUUGACUUGCCAUAAAGGAGCUAAGUGCG